CGAAAACGUAGGCCGCUGUCAAACUACAACCGACGUCGUGAGGCGCUGCUCAGAUAGCAGGAUCCCAACUCUACUCCUCGUUCGAUGGCACUCCACAUUAGCGACGACUCAACGGCUAUUAGCAUUGCCAAACUUGCUCUAGAAGUUGGCGCAGACGCUACAAAUACUAGUAAGGGUAUUCAUGCAGUGACAAACUUCUUCGGGAAGGAGGAGGCCACCAAGAACCUCCACCAAGGCCGGCGCUUCCUUUGCGAAGGCAUGGAUACCAUAGACAGAGACAGACAAGUCAUAACUACUACCGACCUGUGGCAGCUUCAAGGCCAACAUCAACAAGCACAGGGUAUGGGAGACGAACUAGAAGCGAAAUUGUCGAAGCCAUACCCAUUCUACAAGAAAGUCAUCAACCCACUGCGCCCUGCGCGGCGGAGGAAAGAAGGGAAAGCGUUCUGCCAGCUAUCAGCCCGUGGGCGAGAGCAAAGGCUUGUCAAUGAGCUACUUCAAGCUGUUGAAGAGACUACGCCCAGUGAUGGCCAGCAGCACGAAGUGUUGACCGCACACACGAAUGGCUCAGAAGUGACUAUAGCCAUACAAGAUGCUAGUGGCGACGGCGGCGGGUCCGCCCAGCUCACGGGUCGGUCUGCCAUUGCGGCCGUUUCAGGUUUCGGCUUUGCAUCCUCGUACGCUCCAGGCGAACUCGAGUAUGUUACUGUCAAAAGGAGGAUAAGUCUUGCGAGCGAUAUCGUUCGGAAUCCGUGGGAAGAUACCCCCGCCUCAUCUUCAUCUUUAUGAUGCUCAUUCGCGCCACGCGCGUGAAACGUAUUCUCCCUUCUUACUCGCUGUUGUUCUGCGUGGCUUGUACGAAUGCGUCAUAUCAUCGGUAUUUAUCUCAAACCGGGCUAGAAUAUAUAAAACUCUGUAAAUUGUAACUGUGAUACAC
Messenger RNA from Phanerochaete carnosa HHB-10118-sp, 937 nucleotides. RefSeq lists its product as uncharacterized. Lineage: Eukaryota; Fungi; Basidiomycota; Agaricomycetes; Polyporales; Phanerochaetaceae. The record is from RefSeq and is a predicted model, not a curated record. The transcript has 7 exons. The coding region runs from base 85 to 789 and encodes 234 amino acids.